AUGAGUGAAGAUAAUAGUACAGAGAUAAUAGAAUCUGUAUUCUUUAAUGAAUCAUUUGCAGAGGCAGUUCAACAAUCCAAGCAGACUAGCAAAAUACUAGCUGUCGUCGUUUAUAAUGAAGCUGAUACAGAUGGACAUCCUCUCUUACUAGAUCUAUUCAACUAUGAACAACAACUGUCUGAUCUCAUCAAAUCUACUUUUAUUUUAAAAAAGAUUGAUGUAAAUUCUGAAGAUGCUAUAAAUUUAAAGAAAAUAUAUCCUUAUAGUGAAGAAGAACUUCCUUUCUUUGUUACAAUUGGAUUGAAUGGUGUUGCACUUCACACCUCUAACGGUGAUAAAUCAUCAGAUGAAUUACUAUCGAUAUUAACAAAAUCAAAAGAACAAUAUCAACAACAACAAGCUCAAUUGUUAAUGUUACUGAUGUUUCAACAACAGAAACAAUCUCAACAAGCACAACAACAACAACAACAACAACAACAACAACGACCAACAAAUCAACAGAAACCAAUUGCAUCAUCUUCACAACAACAACAAACCUCAAAGACAAAUACUAAUAACGCUACAAAUAUAAAGAAAGAAACACCAAAAGCAACACCACCAAAAACAACGACAACUACAACAACCACAUCAUCAUCAACAAACAAUAGUAAUAGUAGUAAAAAAGUAAUGACAUCACCAACCGUUAAGAGUAAAAUAACAUCACCAACACAAUCAAACAAGACUAUAGCAUCACCACCCUUAUAUACAGAGACAACUAUAGUUUGUAAAUUAACCAAUGGAUUCUCAAUUAAAUCUACCUUUUCACCAAAUGAUAAACUUCAUGAUGUAAAGAGUUAUAUUGAUAAGAAUAGAAAUGAUGGUAAACAUGCAUACUAUUUGAUGAUUACAUAUCCCAAAAAGAUAUUCACUGAGAAUGAUAUGUCGUUAAGUUUGAGAGUGCUAGACUUGGUUCCAUCUGCAACACUUACUCUCUGUUCUUCCGAUCCAAACAGCAAACCAACUCCACCACCAGAGGUAGAGCCAGCAUCAUCAACAACACAGUAUAGCACCACUUCAUCUACUUUAGAGUCUGAAGAUGGUGGAUACAUUGAUAAAUUCAAAAACUAUGUCUCAAGUAUAUUCUCACCAUUUUGGUAUCCACCAGCAAGUCAACAAACUACAACUACAUCUACAACUUCUUCUUCUGCUGCUGCUUAUCCAGGUUCACAACAAAGACAACAAACAACACCCUCAAAUAGACCAUCUUCAUCCGGCAUAAGACAAGUCGGUAGAAUACAUACACUUAGCAAUGAUAAUUCAACACCGCAGCCACAACAACAACAGCAACAAGGUGGAUUCUUCCAACCAAUAGAAAAGAAUGAGGAAAAGAAAGAGGAACAGACAAAUGUAAAGAAAAGAAAUAGAAUUGGACAACUUCAUCAAUCUGAAGAUGAUAAUCAAGAUGGAAAGAAUUCCUAUUACAAUGGAAAUUCAACUCAAUAUAAAUAA
Messenger RNA from Heterostelium album PN500, 1488 nucleotides. RefSeq names its product UBX domain-containing protein. The record is from RefSeq and is a predicted model, not a curated record. Gene Ontology annotation, molecular function: protein binding. Bases 1 to 1488 code for a protein of 495 amino acids. The transcript is spliced from 3 exons. NCBI's taxonomy places the organism in Eukaryota, Evosea, Eumycetozoa, Acytosteliales, Acytosteliaceae.